GCUGCAGAAGAAGAGCGCUAACUGUUUGUCGUAUUUCUCCAGCCUCAGCUGACUUCUCUCCAAUGCCCGGCUAACAGCAUCGGCGCAGGUUCCGAAGAAAAAACCCAAUCCUAUGCUGCGAAAGAGAAGGAAGAUCGCAGAGAACAGUUCCUGACGGAGAACGAGCACCGGCUUUCGUUAACAUGGAAAAACAGUUGCAUUUAAACCUUUUACCCUCCAGACCUCCGAUGGCUGGUGGAUUUCAGUCCAGCUCGAAGAUGAAAAUGGGACCUGGACGGAAGAGAGAUUUCUCCCCACUGUCCUGGAGUCAGUACUUUGAGACCAUGGAAGAUGUUGAGGUGGAAAACGAAAAUGGCAAAGAUAUUUUCAGAGUUUACUGCAGCGGUGCCCAUGGUCCGGUGCUGCUGCUGCUCCAUGGAGGAGGACACUCUGCACUCUCCUGGGCCGUGUUCACUGCUGUAAUAUUUAGCAGGAUCAACUGCAGGGUGGUGGCUAUGGACCUUCGAGCUCAUGGCGACACCAAGGUGAAAAACCCGGAUGAUCUGUCUGCAGACACAAUGGCCAAGGACAUUGGCAAAGUGGUGGAGGUGCUCUAUGGAGACAACCCUCCUCCGAUCAUGAUUAUCGGACACAGCAUGGGUGGGGCCAUUGCAGUUCACACGGCCGCUGCCAAUCACCUACAAUCUCUGCUCGGCCUCUGUGUCAUUGACGUUGUAGAAGGAACAGCAAUGGAUGCUUUGAACAGUAUGCAGAAUUUCCUCAGGAGUCGCCCGAAGACUUUUAAAUCUCUGGAGAAUGCAAUUGAGUGGAGUGUAAAGAGUGGCCAGAUCCGAAACAUGGAGUCAGCACGGGUGUCAAUGGGAGGACAGGUGAAGAAAUGUGAGGAACCCACCAGCAGUCCCGCUGUGUCUAAAAGCAUUGAAGGUAUAAUAGAAGAGGAAGAGGAGGAAGACGUGGUAGAAGAGUCCAACAAGAAAAAAAUGAAGGAGGACGACCAAGAGAUAAAAAAGGAAAGUGUCUUCACCUGGCGAGUAGACCUGUCAAAGACGGAAAAAUACUGGGAGGGCUGGUUCAGAGGCCUGUCCGCCCUCUUCCUCACCUGCCCUGUGCCUAAACUUCUUCUGCUUGCAGGAGUGGACAGGCUCGACAAAGACCUUACUAUUGGACAGAUGCAAGGGAAGUUUCAGAUGCAGGUCCUUCCUCAGUGUGGUCAUGCUGUCCAUGAGGACGCACCUGAAAAAGUAGCAGAUGCUCUGGCAACAUUUAUGGUCCGGCACAAAUUCACUGACUUUAAGGAAGGAUACCUGUGCUAAUUUUCAGUUUGGAGUCUAUAUUUAGCUACCGCCCACAGAUAUAUUUCCGAAUUCAUCCACAUCUUGGUACAAUUUGACAGCAAAGUAAGGAAAAUACAACAAACAUUAUUACAACAUUGUUAUUAUCAUUGUUAUUAUUAUUGCUUUUGAAAUGUAGAUAAUUUGCUUUUUGAGCGUUGCCUUAUUUCUAAUUUAAAACAGGGAUUUGAUUUUUCCUUUACAAUAUAUAUUUUUAAGUAAUGUGCUCCUUGUUUAAUGUUUUCUUUUGAAUGAUUGCAUCAUGUGUUUGUAAUGUUUAAAUUCAAACUGAUUUAAGAUCAAAGCAGCUAAAAUGUCACCCAUGCUUGUACAUUUGGUAAAUGUAAUAAAAUAUCAUUGUCAUUA
Molecule: messenger RNA, 1697 nt
Organism: Gasterosteus aculeatus aculeatus (three-spined stickleback)
Lineage: Eukaryota; Metazoa; Chordata; Actinopteri; Perciformes; Gasterosteidae
Source: RefSeq, a predicted model, not a curated record